AUAACCAGACAUGUCAACGUAGCGCUUAUACCCUCUGUACACGGCAUUUUAAUCAGUAACCGUUUAAAUAAAAAGAUGGCCGCAAACACAACCCCUUCCAAUCAGCGUUCGAGUUCCCAUCUGUUGCUAGGCAGAUUAUGUUAAUAUAUGCAAUGCUGCCAUCUCUGCAGCUACCAUUCUGAGUGCCCUGUCCAUAGGAGACAUCAAUGUGCUUCAGGUACCUGUGUGAGCUUGUAAAGUUAAAGAGAUCCUACUGAGAACAGAGACGCCAUGGAGUCCAAGCAAGAGGGAGGCUUGGUCUGGAGCCAGGCCUCAGAGCACGACCAAAACAACCACACACAGGUGCACUUCGAGGGGGGUGCGGUGGCUCAGAUCGUGUACAGUGAUGGGCAGGACCGCCAGCAGCAGCAGCAGGUGGUCUACACUGCGGACGGGAGCUCCUACACCUCCGUGGACACGGCCGAGCACACGCUGGUGUACAUUCACCCCAGCGACGGGGGGCAGGCGGUGUUUGCUGACCAGUCCCAGGUGGCGUACAUACAGCAGGAUGGCACGACUCAGCAGGUUACAGUGCUCCUGCCCAGCAGUCAGAAUAUGAACACCGCCAAUCUGCACGUGCUCAGUAGCGUGGCCGACGCCCCCCAGCACAUGGGGGUGGAGCCUGUCUCUCAGGCGGAGCUCUCUGUGUCAAACUCCUCCCUGCCCUCCAUGGUGAGUGUGGGGGUCUCCUCCAGCCCCCUCGGGCCCCUGGGGGCCCCCGAUUCAGCUCUGGACUCUGAUGGAGAGGAGGAUGAGGAUGAGGAUGAAGGAGAGGACUCGGAGCUGGAUGACUGGGAGCCGGGGCCUCCCGUGCCCUUCACCCCCAACGACCUGUGGUGUGAGGACUGUAACAAUGCCCACCCCUCGGUGUGUCUGAAGCACGGGACCCUGCACCCCAUCCCUAACCGUCCGGUUCUGUCCAAGGCCCGCGCCAGCCUGCCGCUGGUUCUGCACGUGGACCGCUUCGCGGGCGGCGUGUUCUCCAAGAGACGCAUUCCCAAGAGGACCCAGUUCGGGCCCGUGGAGGGGCCGCUGGUCCGGCAGUCCGAGCUCAAAGACCACUACAUACACCUCAAGGUAUCCGCGCAGGACAGUGUGAAGGAAGGGGAGAAGGGGGAGGACCUGUGGUUGGAGCUAUCGGACGAGGAGCGCUGUAAUUGGGCCAUGUUCGUUAGGCCCGCCCAGAACCACCUGGAGCAGAACCUGGUGGCCUAUCAGUACGGCCGAGACAUCUACUACACAACCAUCAAGAACAUCGAGCCCAAACAGGAGCUGAAGGUGUGGUACGCUGCCUCCUACGCUGAGUUUGUGAAUCAGAAAGUCCACAACGUCACUGAGGAGGAGAGGAAAGUGCUGCGUGAGCAGGAGAAGAACUGGCCCUGCUACGAGUGUAACCGGCGCUUCAUGAGCUCCGAGCAGCUGCAGCAGCACCUCAACAUGCACGACGACAAGCUGGACUUUAUCAGCAGAGCUAAGGGCCGGAAUCGGGGACGAAGCCGAAAGAGGUUCGGGCCGGGCAGGAGGCCGGGGCGCCCCCCGAAAUUCAUGCGCCUCGAUACCUCCGGAGAGAACAGCGAGGAGAGGAGUCAGGAGCUGCUGGAGUUCCCAGUGAAGGGUCAGUUCAAGGUGAGCGAGGGCACUCCCAACGGGCUGAAGUCUGAAGACCCCCACCCCCAGGAGCCGCAGCCGGAGAGCCCUGCCCAGACAGAGGAGGGGCAGGAUCAGGAGCAGGGGCAGCCAGCCGCGGAGCCCCAGAAAGAGGAGCCCGACCCCCCUCCCACAGAGACACACCUCUCCGCAGAGGACAUGAGGCGGGCCAGGCGCAUUCGGAACGCAGCUCUGCAGCACCUCUUCAUCCGCAAGACUUUCCGGCCCUUCAAGUGCUUCCAGUGUGGGAAGGCGUUCCGGGACAAGGAGAAGCUGGAGCAGCACCUGCACUGCCACGGGCGGGAGGGGAACUGCCCCCUGACCUGCAACAUCUGCAACAAGGGCUUCCUGAACAGCAGCGCGCUGGACAGCCACAUGAAGGUGCACUCCGACCACAAGACCUACUCCUGCCUCUUCUGCGCUGACUACUUCGACAGGCUGGACCUGCUGAAGGAGCACGUGGGGGUGCACCUGUGCGACGGGCACUACACCUGCCCCUCCUGCAAGAAGCGCUUCCCAGACUUCAUACAGGUGAAGAAGCACAUGCGCAGCUUCCACUCUGAGAAGGUCUACCAGUGCACGGAGUGUGACAAGGCGUUCUGCCGGCCGGACAAGCUGCGGCUGCACAUGCUGCGCCACUCCGACCGCAAGGACUUCCUGUGCUCCACCUGCGGCAAGCAGUUCAAGCGGAAAGACAAGCUGCGGGAGCACAUGCAGAGAAUGCACAACCCCGAGAGAGAGCGGGCGAACCGCACGCACCGCACCAAAACCCUCAAGCAGAAGAUCCCCGCUGACUUCGAGAGCUACAUGUUCAAGUGCCGCGUGUGCAUGAUGGGAUUCCGCCGAAGAGGCAUGCUGGUGAAUCACCUGUCUAAGAGGCACCCUGAGAUGAGGAUAGACGAGGUGCCAGAGCUCACCCUGCCCAUCAUCAAACCCAACCGGGACUACUUCUGCCAGUACUGCGACAAGGUUUACAAGAGCGCCAGCAAGCGGAAAGCCCACAUCCUGAAGAACCACCCCGGCUCCGAGCUCCCUCCCAGCAUCCGCAAGCUGCGUCCGGCCGGCCCGGGGGAGCCUGACCCCAUGCUGAGCACCCACACCCAGCUGACCGGCACCAUCGCCACUGCCCCAGUGUGCUGCCCGCACUGCUCCAAGCAGUACAGCAGCAAGACCAAGAUGGUGCAGCACAUUCGGAAGAAGCACCCCGAAUUCGCCCAGCUCGCCAACGCCAUCCCGGCUCCCAUGGCAACGACGGUGAUCAGUGGCACGCCCACGGUCAUCACCACGGACGGGACCACCACGGAGGCUGUCGUGACUACAGACCUGCUGACCCAGGCCAUGACAGAGCUGUCCCAGACCCUCACCACAGACUACAGGACCGCCCAGGGAGACUACCAGAGGAUCCAGUACAUCCCAGUGUCUCAGGGCAAUGGGGGCCUGGCCCAGCCCCAGCACAUCCAGCUGCAGGUGGUGCAGGUAGCACAGGCGUCCUCCCCUCAUCAGUCCCAGCACUCCACUGUGGAUGUGAGCCAGCUCCACGACCCUCACAGCUACACACAGCACGCCAUCCAGGUGCAGCACAUCCAGGUGACUGAGCAGGCAGCCUCCGCACAGACACCUGGGCAGGUUGCCGGGCAGCCUCUAAGCCCCUCCUCCCAGCAGAACCCUCAGGAGCUGAGCCCCGUCCACAUGCAGAGCCACGCCCUGCAGUCACAACAGCAGGGGGCAGUGCAGCACACGUACCUGCCCAGCACGUGGAACUCCUUCAGGAACUAUUCCUCGGAAAUUCAGAUGAUGGCGAUCCCUCACACGCAGUAUGUCAUUGCAGAAGCAGGCGCUCCAGUGUCAGCAGUGAACUCUGGACAGGUCAAGGCAGUGGCACAGACCCACUACGUCAUUGCCGAGCAGUCGGAUCUGGACCCCAAGCAGCAAGGGGUACCCCAAAACACAACAUCCGUUCACAGCGAGCCCCUGGAUCAGCAAACCACCAAUCAGCAGCAGACCACCCAGUACAUCAUCACUACAACCACCAAUGGGAACGGGAACAGCGAAGUGCACAUCACCAAACCCUGACACACCAAGCCCCCUGGAGUCCCAAAGCUGUGAAAAGAUCUCUGGUUGGGACCUGCUUUGUUAAUACAUUGUGAAGGGUCUGCUCCACAGAGAAGGAAUGUAUGUAUUUAUGUAACGCUCUGUUACGUUUCUCUGCCGCACCCAUUGUUGUAAAAACCUUCAAUGUGAAUUGCAGUGAUUGCUUCUUCAUUACAAGCAUGCUGGACUGCAGGGUUUGGACCGUGGCUUCAGGAGAAACACAGUGGACACACGCAGAUCAGCUCCACCAGGAACACAUGGAUUUAUUGUGCUGGAUUGUAAGAAUUCUUCUGUAACGAGGUUUCCAGUAAGGGUUAGAGGUGCAGUUUGUUAAAUCUAGGAUCGCAGUGACAGGUUGUAAAUAUUUCUUUUAAAUGUACAGUGGGGCACAAACCACAACGUGCAGAUUUCAAUGUCAUGUAAAAAAAAAAAAAAAAAUAUUAGCAAACUGUUCCCAACACGACUGACAAACAAGAAGCCCUGCAAUAAAAAUGUGUGUUUUUAUUUA
Messenger RNA from Acipenser ruthenus (sterlet), 4285 nucleotides. RefSeq names its product PR domain zinc finger protein 10-like. The transcript is spliced from 23 exons. Gene Ontology annotation, cellular component: nucleus. Gene Ontology annotation, molecular function: protein binding. Lineage: Eukaryota; Metazoa; Chordata; Actinopteri; Acipenseriformes; Acipenseridae. The coding region runs from base 271 to 3759 and encodes 1162 amino acids. The record is from RefSeq and is a predicted model, not a curated record.